Caenorhabditis remanei is the source of this 1521-nucleotide messenger RNA. RefSeq lists its product as uncharacterized. Gene Ontology annotation, molecular function: acyl-CoA dehydrogenase activity; flavin adenine dinucleotide binding. Lineage: Eukaryota; Metazoa; Nematoda; Chromadorea; Rhabditida; Rhabditidae. Gene Ontology annotation, cellular component: mitochondrion. Bases 1 to 1521 code for a protein of 506 amino acids. The record is from RefSeq and is a predicted model, not a curated record. The transcript has 8 exons.
AUGUCUUCAUUAUCUUCUUCUUCAUCAAAAAUCUUCAAACACGCUCUAUCGCUGACCGCCAGACGUCAUUCCUACAGUACUGCACUCGCCACCUCCCACCGACCAAAUGAUGAUGUUACAGUACCCCCAGUGCCACCUGUAAACUUGUUAUCGGAAAAUGAGAACUUCUUUGUGGAGACUGUUCGAAAAUUCUCCCAAAAUAUUGUAAGACCGCUGGUCAGGGAGAUGGAUAAAAACUCGAAGAUGAACCCGAUUGUGACGAAAGGAGCAUUUGAAAAUGGGCUAAUGGGUGUCCAUGUCCCUGAAGAAUACGGUGGCUCCGGCUCCACCUUCUUCGACGCAAUGAUUGUAAUCGAAGAGCUAGCAAAGACCGAUCCAUCUGUCUCAGCAAUGGUCGGAAUCCACAACACUCUGCCUGUUUCAAUGAUUGUUGAGCAUGGAACUGAAGAGCAGAAACACAGAUAUCUCCCUGAUUUAUGCUCAGAAUCUCUCGCUUCUUUCUGUAUCUCUGAGUCUGGAGCCGGCUCUGAUGCAUUCGCUUUGAAGACUGUCGCUAAGAAAGAUGGAGAUGAUUUCUUGAUUUCUGGCUCGAAGAUGUGGAUUACUAACUCAGGAGAAGCACAAGUUUUCGUAGUGUUUGCAAAUGCGGACCCAAGUCAGAAAUACAAAGGAAUCACUUGUUUCAUUGUGGAGAGAGGUGCAGAGGGUCUUACGGAAGACAAACUGGGAAUCCGCGCAUCUUCCACGUGUCAGGUACACUUUGAUAAUGUCAGAGUUCACAAGUCGGCGAUUUUGGGAGAAUAUGGGAAAGCCUACAAAUACGCGAUCGAGUGUCUCAACGCUGGAAGAAUAGGAAUUGGUGCUCAGAUGCUCGGAUUGGCUCAAGGAUGUUUCGACCAGACAAUUCCAUAUCUUCAGCAGAGAGAACAGUUCGGAAAGAGACUUAUCGAUUUUCAGGGUCUCCAACACCAAAUCGCUCAAGUCCGUACUGAAAUCGAGGCCGCCCGUCUUCUAGUGUACAACGCUGCUCGUAUGAAGGAGUACGGUAUCCCGUAUGUUCGUGAGGCAGCCAUGGCAAAACUGUUUGCGUCUCAAGUGGCCACCUCAACAUCUGCUCAAUGUGUGAAGUGGUUGGGAGGAGUGGGUUUCACGAAGGAGUUCCCGGCGGAGAAGUUCUAUAGGGAUGCAAUGAUUGGAGAGAUUUACGAGGGAACUUCGAAUAUUCAAUUGAAUACGAUUGCUAAGCUUAUUGAUAAUGAGUAUAAGUUGAGGAAUGUGGAAGAAUUCGAGCAUUAUGCACUUGAUCACGUGGAUAUGGCAUUCGAGAAGGUUGAACAAGUGAAAUAUAAUCAAACAGUUGUUCUCAAAGAAGAUUCUGGAGUUCACUUCACGGCGAUGCCCGCUGGACACAUGAUUGGGGGAUUUAUCUGGAGAAUUUGUCGAGUUGCGGGAGAGGAUAUUAUCUAUUGUGUUAAUUUCAAUAACAAGAAAGAUAGAACCAUUGCUUUUGGCAAAAUUUGA